AAGGCAGAUCAGAGGGAGCUUAAUGUCAUGGAUGUCCAAUGCAAUGCUACCAUAAUAGAGGCCAAGAUGGAAAUUAACUCCGACAUCUUCCACCUGGUUGAGAUGGUCACCAUGUGUGUGAGCUUCACCUUGAACAGUGUCCUCAGUCUUCCUUUAUUCGUGGUCUUGGCACGCUCUCCGUGCCUCCUCAGACACACUCGCUUCCUCCUCCUCACACACCUCCUCCUGUGUGACAACCUCCAGCAGCUGCUCUGCACAAUCAGAUCAGUUCUCUUAAGAUCCAGAGAAGGUAUUCCUGUGACUGAGUGUCUGAUCUUCUGUGCUGCUGAAGAGGCCUGUGGCUUGGUGGACCUCUUCCUGAGCACCGCUCUGGCUGUGGACCGCUUUGUAGCUGUUAAGUGGCCCCUGCACUAUGAAUUCUUGAUGUGCCCUCAAAGGAAGAGAGUAACUGUUGCAGCCAUAUGGACCUUAUCAGCUGUGCUCAGCAGUGUGGCUUUGGGUAUCAGCCUCAACAGCGUGCAGGUCAAUUUUACCCUUCCCCGCUGUCGACCUCUCAUCCUCACACCUUGCCUGUCAGGUACAUCUGCUCUGGUACUUUACUGCACUGUGGGGACUGCUGUGGUGGUGCCUCUCUGCUCUCUGACCAUCCUGGGAUGCUUCUGCCUGCUCUGCUGGGACAUACGUACAGGACCGCUCUACACCAAGAGAGCUUGUGUGACCCUUGGCCUCCAGGGAGCUCAAACCAUCCUGUUUUCUAUACCUUUGGUAAUGGACAGCUACCUGAUCCCUGGCUACCUGCACAGUGAUGCUCUUGAUAUAGCCACCACUAUCAUCUUCAACCUGGGGGUGUCACUCAUCCCCCUGGUUUAUGGCUACCGCUCACGGGAGCUGCAGCAAAGGAUACGUCAGGCUGCAAACAGGAGCAGAGUCAACAACCAAAGAUAG
Messenger RNA from Centropristis striata (black sea bass), 945 nucleotides. Its product is annotated as olfactory receptor 4C15-like. The coding region runs from base 28 to 945 and encodes 305 amino acids. The transcript is spliced from 3 exons. The record is from RefSeq and is a predicted model, not a curated record. Gene Ontology annotation, biological process: G protein-coupled receptor signaling pathway. NCBI's taxonomy places the organism in Eukaryota, Metazoa, Chordata, Actinopteri, Perciformes, Serranidae. Gene Ontology annotation, molecular function: G protein-coupled receptor activity. Gene Ontology annotation, cellular component: membrane.